Cyprinus carpio (common carp) is the source of this 1344-nucleotide messenger RNA. It is a transcript of the gene fgf1a, whose product is annotated as fibroblast growth factor 1a. NCBI's taxonomy places the organism in Eukaryota, Metazoa, Chordata, Actinopteri, Cypriniformes, Cyprinidae. Gene Ontology annotation, cellular component: cytoplasm. The record is from RefSeq and is a predicted model, not a curated record. Gene Ontology annotation, molecular function: growth factor activity; fibroblast growth factor receptor binding. Gene Ontology annotation, biological process: positive regulation of cell population proliferation; animal organ morphogenesis; positive regulation of gene expression.
UUGUAGGCUAUAUUUUGUGCGUUUUUCCCCGGGAUGUCAUAAUGACGUGUGUCUUGCUGAACAGCCCAGGCAGGUUUAGAGUCUGGGGUUAAUCAAUACAAACCGCUCACCGUUCCCCGCAGCUUCAGCAUUAUCACCCGUGUCUCAAUCCCCCGGAGCUGCCUACCUAGACAGCAUUUCGUCCAUCGUAUGCACGCUCCGAGCCAGCCGCCCAGGAAUGCAGUAGGUAAGCGCCUGGCUCGAAGCAAGUGAGACACGGCCAUUUUCAGAUUCCUAACAGCGCCUGUGCUCAGAAGAGCGCACUGGAUAGUAGGCAUGACGGAGGCCGGUCCUGCGGAGAAACUCGGCCCUCACGAUUACAAGAAGCUGGCGCGGCUGUACUGCAUGAACGGAGGGUUUCACCUGCGGCUCGCGGCGGACGGAACCGUGGCGGGUGCGCGAGAGGAAGACGAAUACAGCAUACUGCGCAUAAAAGCUACUAGUCCAGGAGUGGUGGUCAUUGAAGGAGCAGAGACAGGACUUUACCUCUCUAUGAAUGAAGACGGCAAGCUGUACGCUUCAUCAUGUGUAACAGAUGAAAGUUACUUCUUGGAGAGGAUGGAGGAAAACCACUACAACACGUAUCAGUCUCAAAAGCACGGGGAAAACUGGUACGUCGGGAUAAAAAAGAACGGAAAAAUGAAACGCGGUCCAAGAACACACAUUGGACAAAAGGCGAUCUUCUUUCUCCCUCGACAGGUGGACCAGACAAAGGACUGAGGCCUGAAACCUGAUCAUAUUUCAUCACAGAAUAACUGCUAACACGUCACAAUAAGAUCCCAUUUGUUCCCAUUCGUUAACUACUGCUCAUCCCAUUCAUUUCAUAGACCUAAACUAACAAUAAAACUACAUUUUCAUUAUCUAAUGUUAGAAAAUAUAAAUAAUACUGUAUAUUUACUGUAGAAACAAAUACUGUAGCAGAUGUAUUGCUGUAUUAAUUAUUAGGACAUUAUGGUAAAGUGAAUCACUAACAAUAACAAAAACUACUAACUACACACAAUGCAGACUCACUGUAUACUGUACUAACCCUUAAAUGGAAACUGUCCUAUUUAAAUAUGCACUGACAAAGAAAGAUAUAGUAUAUAGAAUAAAACUGCUAUUAUAGUGAUCUAUUUUUAUUUUUGAAUUGUGAAGAGUUCUUCAGUCCAAACUAACUUAAAUGACAUUUCAUGUUGUAUUUUCUUAUUAUGUAAUCAUGUGUGUCUGAUUGUGUUACAUUUUUCUGUUCAUGAGCAACUCUGAAAUAUCAAAGUUAUUGUGCUGUCAUUGGAUCAUGUUACAUAAUAAAUCUCCUCACCGACUGUA